AUGCGUCUUUCUUUGCCUGUGGCAGGACUCUGCUCGCUGUUAUUAUAUCUUCUCCCUGCCAUUACCUUUGCUGCACCCCAUCAACAGAGAGGCUACCAAUCAUCCUUAGCUUCUACUGUGUUUCAGCUCGAACAAAAUGGAACCUGGUUCGAGAAUCUUGCCGCCCAGCGGAAUGGCAGCCUUCUCGCGACGAGAAUGGAUGUGCCUGAGCUUUGGUCAAUCAAUCCGAGCAAAAACAUCAGCCGUAAAAGCUGUGGCUCUGUCCUCUUCAGGUUUCCAAAUGCCACUAGCGUUCUAGGCAUAACAGAAAUCGACAAGGAUGUAUUUGCUGUUAUUGCUGGCAAUGUAUCCCUUCCAAGCGUCACUCCUACGCCCGGAUCGUUUGUUAUCUGGACCAUCGACCUCACUAGUGCAGAACCCAAAGCCAAAAUCCUAGCGCCUAUGCCUGCCGGACAGUUUCUGGAUGGCAUGUCCAAGUUUAACGACAACCUCCUCUUAAUUUCAGACACCGCGAAGGGAGUUGUCUGGCGUCUGGAUAUCACAACAGGAAAUUAUUCGGAGGCCUUGCGUGACCCAAUUAUGCUCCCAGCUGCUGGACAACCUAUCGCUGUUGGCGUAAACGGAAUUAACGUGCUAGGCGACAACGUCUACUUUACGAGCACUACCCAAGAAGUAUUCGCUCGUGUGCAGGUUGACGAGAAUGCUGCAGCUGUGGGGCCAAUACAGCAGCUUGUCAGUGGUUUUACUUUCGAUGGGUUUGCACUGGCAGAAGAUGGGACGGCCUACCUUUCCACAAAUCCUCAAAAUGAGUUGAUCAAAGUAACGCCAGAGGGCCGUGUUCACAUGGUUGCCGGAGGUCAAUUCAGAAUCACAAUUGGGGGGUCAACCGCUGUUACAACAAAUAACGAUCUUUCUCUUCUCUACGUUACAACCAGUGGGGCACAGUUUGCGCCGAUUCUGGGAGAGACAACGGAGCCUGCAAAGGUUGUGGCCAUCAGGCUAUAG
Penicillium canescens is the source of this 1005-nucleotide messenger RNA. RefSeq lists its product as uncharacterized. The transcript has a single exon. The coding region runs from base 1 to 1005 and encodes 334 amino acids. Lineage: Eukaryota; Fungi; Ascomycota; Eurotiomycetes; Eurotiales; Aspergillaceae. The record is from RefSeq and is a predicted model, not a curated record.